This is a messenger RNA of Cricetulus griseus (Chinese hamster), 8603 nucleotides long. The record is from RefSeq and is a predicted model, not a curated record. NCBI's taxonomy places the organism in Eukaryota, Metazoa, Chordata, Mammalia, Rodentia, Cricetidae.
AUGGGCGGAAGCAAGGGCAAAGCGCCCCAGCGCCGGGCUCAACCCAGGAGGCCAGCCUCAGCGGAGCAGGAGUCGGGGUCCGCCAGCGCGGACGGCGCCCCCAGCCGGGAUCGCAGGCUUGCCCGCGGCAAAGCCCACAAGGCUAGGCCCGCUAAGGAGCCCGACGCCACCGAAGACGAGGGGACCUCUGGAGGCCGCAGGAAGUCUACCGAGGAGACCCGGGAGAGGCAGGGCAGCUCGCAGCGUCCUCGGGGCCGCAGGCCCACGGAGAGUCGUGAGCCCGGGGACAGCCGUGGGGAGCUCCGGGAGGAGCAGAGACUCCCCAAGCGCGGCCGCCGCAGGAGAGGAAAGGAGCGGGGACCCUCGGCUCCCGGCAGGGAUGCGGACACGUCGGGCGGGGACGGUGGCAGCUCGUGCCUGGACAGUGAACACCACGAGGCCCUGGACAGCAGCAGCCAGGGCGGUGGAGCUUCCGAGCGGCCAACCAAGACCGAGCCUGGGGACACCGGCUCAGAAGGCGCCCUUAUCCGGAGCCCAGGGGCGACUGGCAGCAGCCACCAGGACAAUGGUGGGCACGCCUUGGGGCUCCGGAGCGGGGAAGGGCCGUCGGGGUCAGGGCCUCGCGGAGCCGGUGAUGAUUCCCGGACAGAUGCAGACUCGAGUUCCGGGUGGGCCGGGUUCGCGGUGGUCUUCCCCCGCAUCCACAGUGCGGAGAAGGAGUCGGGCGGCGGCAGCUCAGGAGCAUCCACGGAUGCCCCCACCGGGGAAGGCCGCGUUUCUUCUCCUGCAGGGGCUGCAGAGUACAGGGAGGAGCAAGGGGCUAGAGAAGAAGGCGUGGUCAGGUCCCACCAGCCUCCAUCCUUUUCCCCGUCUGCCCCCGAUGGGACCCCACCGGACGAGAACCGGAGCGAAGCAGAGCCAGACACCUUGGAAGUGGAGAGUCGGGUGCACUGGGCACAGGGCUCUACUCCCUGCGCAGACCCUGGGGUUGGCACUGGUACUCUGCUACCUCAACUUACUUUGGAGACUCGCCUGCAGCAGAACAGCCCCUGCAGGUCCCCAAGGGAGCAGUGGGAGCCAGAGGAUGACGCUGAGGCAGCGCUGGAAAGGGCCCUGGAACUGAGCCUAGAGAUGCCACCCUUCCCCGGUGCUAAAACUAGGAGUCUCCCAGAGGCCCUGGAAGACACUGAGGAUCUCGCCCGGCUGCGGCUGGUGUGUGACAGUUCUGUGCUACUGUGUCUCAAGAAGAGGUUCCACCUGGGCCGCAUCUAUACUUUCGGGGGGCCCCUCCUGCUCGCUCUGAACCCCCACCAGCCACUGCCUCUCUUCUCACCUGAGAUCUUGGCCAGCUACCAUCCCAGGAAGGCUGCAAAUACCACACCUCACAUCUUUGUUGUCGGGGCAGCAGCCUACCGCCUGUCUCAGAGCGCUGGACCGGCCCCCUGCAUCCUCCUGGGGGGGCACAGUGGCUCAGGGAAGACAGAGGCUGCCAAGAAGAUUGUGGAGUUUCUCAGCAGCCUGGGGCAGAAGCAGGCAGAGGCCAGAGGGGCUCAGCUAGAGGACAUUCUGCCUGUACUCAGCAGCUUUGGCCACGCCAAGACUAUCCUCAAUGCCAAUGGCAGCCGCUUUGGCCAGGAGUUAUGCCUCUGCCUGCAUCACGGAGUCAAUGUAGGAGCCUCUGUGUCCCACUAUCUUCUUGAGACCUCCAGAGUAGUGUUUCAGGUAAGGACCUGCCUCCUACCCACCCUUCCCCAACUCUGAAAGUUGGAAGGAGGAGCCACAGCUCUCAAACCCCACCCCACCCUCAAGCCAGUUUCUCUCCCCAAGGCCCAGGCUGAGCGAAGCUUCCAUGUUUUUUAUGAGCUGCUGGCGGGGUUGGACCCUGGGGACCGUGAACUGCUCUCUCUGCAGGGACCUGAGGCCUACUACUACCUCAACCAGGGUCAAACCUGCAGACUUCAGGGCAAAGAGGAUGCCCAGGACUUCAAAGGGCUGGUGAAGGCUCUGCAGGUUCUGGGCUUGUGUGCAGAGGAGCUGAGUGAAGUCUGGGCUGUGCUGGCCACCAUCCUGCAUCUGGGAAACAUCUGCUUCUCUUCUUCAGAGAGGGAGUCCCAAGAGGUGGCUGCUUUGUCCAGCUGGGCUGAGAUUCACCUGGCAGCCCGGCUGCUACGAGUGCCACCAGAGCGCCUAGAAGGAGCUAUCACCAAGAGGGUCCUGGACACACCUUAUGGCCGGGUCUCCCGAUCUCUACCGGUGGAAAGUGCUAUUGAUGCCAGGGAUGCCCUGGCCAAGACCCUGUACACGAGGCUCUUCAACUGGCUUCUGAAGCAGAUCAACGUGCUGCUGGCUCCACCACGAGAGGCAGACAGUGUGGCCACCAUCACUGUCGUGGACGCCUUCGGCUUUGAGGCACUGAGGGUGAACGGCUUGGAGCAGCUGUGCAGCAACCUGGCUAGCGAGCGCCUGCAGCUCUUCUCCAGCCAGAGGCUGCUGGCCCAGGAGGAGGAGGAGUGCCAGCGGGAGAUGCUGAGCUGGGUGCCCAUUCCCCAGCCUCGCAGGGAGUCCUGCCUGGACCUCCUGGCGGGCCAGCCCCACAGUCUCCUGAGCAUCCUGGACUCCCAGACAUGGCUAGCCCAGGCCACGGACCACACUUUCCUCCACAAGUGCCACUAUCACCAUGGUGACCACCCAAGCUACGCCAAGCCUCAGCUGCCUCUCCCCAUCUUCACAGUGCAGCACUAUGCUGGGACUGUCACCUACCAGGUGCACAAGUUCAUAAACAGAAACAGGGACCACCUGGACUCUGCCAUGGUGGAGAUGCUUGGGCAGAGCCAGCUGCAGCUUGUGUGCAGCCUGUUCCAGGAAGCAGAACCACAGGCUGGGAGAGAGGAGGGCAAACCCACACUGGCCUCUCGAUUCCAGCAGUCCCUGGGGGGCCUGCUAGCCCGGCUUGGCAGGAGCCACAUCUAUGUCAUCCACUGUCUCAACCCCACCCCUGGAAAGCUCCCAGGCCUCUUUAAUGUAGGACACAUGGCAGAGCAGCUGCUCCAGGCUGGUAUCCUGGAGGUCAUAGGCACCCGAAGUGCUCACUUCCCUGUGCGAGUGCCCUUCCAGCUCUUCCUGACCAGGUUCCGGGCGCUGGGGUCAGGGAGACAGGAAGCUCUCUCCGACCAGGAGAGGUGUGGAGCCAUCCUCAGCCAAGUGCUGGGGGCAGAGUCACCAGUCUAUCAUCUUGGAAACACCCAGGUACCAAUCCUACUUCAGGAGCAGGGCUGGCAGCAGCUAGAGCAGCUAUUGGGGCAGCAGCGCUCGCAGGCCCUGCUCACUCUGCACCGCGGCCUCCGAGCCUGCAUCACCCGCCAGCGCCUCCAUUGCAUCAAUGUUGUGAAGCGAUACCUCCAGAGGAAGUCAGCUCUGGGUCAGCUGAACACCAUCCUGCUUGUGGCUCGGCCCCUGCUCCAGAGACGGCAGAGGCGACAGUUUGGGCAGUCCCGUGGCCCGCACAGCGGGGAGGCCUGGGGAAAACUAUCAAGUAUGGACCUGGGGCGCUUGGAGAUCCCAGCCCAGCUGGCUGCUCUGCUGGAGACAGCAGAAGGUCACCAGGCCAUCCUGGCUGGGAGCAUCACAGAGUCCCUGCCACCUGGGGUUCCUGUCCGGCCCAACCUGACCCUCCCUCCGGACAUUGACCAGUUUCCCUUCUCCAGCUUUGUGUCCUCCAGCUUUCGGGGGUCCCUGCAGUCCUGGCAGGAGCAGACCAUGGGCACGUACCUGAUACGGAAGGCACAGCACCGGCCAGGACUUCGGGAUGAGCUCUUCAGCCAGUUAGUGGCCCAGCUGUGGCACAACCCGGACGAGCAGCAGAGUCAGCGUGGCUGGGCCCUGAUGGCGGCCCUCCUCAGCUCCUUCCCCCCUACGCCUGCCCUGCAGAAGCCAUUGCUCAAGUUUGUAUCUGACCAGGGCUCCCGGGGCAUGGCAGCAUUGUGCCAGCACAAGCUGUUGGGUGCCCUGGAGCAGACACAACUGGCUCCCAUGGCCUCAAGGACCCACCCACCCACACAGCUAGAAUGGAAGGCUGGAUUGCGGCAGGGCCGUAUGGUACUGGAUGUGUUCACAUUCAAUGAGGAAAGCUACUUCGCAGAGGUGGAGUCCUGGACCACAGGAGAGCAGCUUGCAGGGCGGAUCCUACAUAGCAGAGGCUUGGAGGCGCCUCCUCGUGGCUGGUCUGUGUCACUACAUUCUGGGGAUGCUUGGCAAGAUUUGGCUGGCUGUGACUUUGUAUUGGACCUGAUUGGCCGGACUGAGGACCUGGGAGACCCAGCCGGUUCCCACAACUACCCCAUCACUCCUCUUGGGUUAGCUGAGAACAUUCCUCCAGCCCCUGGCGUUCAGGCUCCCUCCCUGCCCCCAGGAUUCCCUCCAGGUCCAGCCCCAACACUGCCCAGCAGCGGCCCCCCAGGUGAGGCCAGGAAGCCCGGAAACAUGGAUGGUUUCCUGGACUACAUCUUUGAGCCGGUCCUCUCCUCGGGCUUUAGUGAUCUGGAACACAGCAGGGCCCUGAGUAGCCGCAUGAAGGGAGGGGGCUCUAUUGGGCCCACCCAGCCUGGCUACCCCAUGGUGUACCCAGGUAUGGUGCAGGCGCCCAGCUACCAGCCAGCGAUGAUGCCCGCACCUGUGCCCAUGAUGCCAGCAAUGGGCACAGUCCCAACCAUCCCAGCCAUGAUGGUCCCGCCCCAGCCACAGCCUCUGCUUCCCAGUUUGGACUCAAGGCAGCUGGCGGUGCAGCAGCAGAACUUCAUCAACCAGCAGGCCAUGAUCCUGGCCCAGCAGAUGACCACCCAGGCCAUGAGCAUGUCUCUGGAGCAGCAGAACCAGAGGCGCCAGAACCAAGCUCAGGCCUCGGGGGCUCCCUCCCAGACUCCACCCCCAGCCGUGGCUCCACCCCCAGCCGUGGCUCCACCCUCAGCUACUGCUCCCAAGCCCAAGAAGCCUCCUGCCUCCCAAGAGAAGCCAGAGAGUGACCCAGAACCUUUGGAUGCUUCCUCUAGAGGGGACACUCCAGAGGAGGCUACUGGCAGGCCUCAGCGCCCUAGGAGCUUCCAACAGAAACGGGAUUAUUUCCAGAAGAUGGGGCAAGAGCCAAUCAGGGUGAAGACAGUGAAGCCUCCAGCCAAGGUUCAGAUCCCCCAGGAGGAGACAGACGAGAAUGAGGAUGAGGAGGAGGAGGAGGACACAGCAGAGUCAUCCCCUCCACCUCCUCCUCCAGUUGUGAAGAAACCAUUGAAACAAACUAAGCCCAACAGUGCCAAGGAUGGUGCAGAACCAGCAGAGGAGGAAAAGCCGACCCCGGGCAGGGCACCCAAGGUGAAGAGCUCCACACCUCAAAGCCCACCACCUAGCAGGGCACCUACAGUGAGCAGCUCCAACUCCACGCCUCAGCGCCCGCAACCCAGCAGGGAAAUACGCAAUAUCAUCCGAAUGUACCAGAGCCGCCCAGGCCCCGUGCCUGUGCCUGUGCAGCCCUCCAGGCCUGUCAAACCCUUUCAGAAGAAAAAUGACCCUAAGGAUGAGGCUUUGGCAAAGUUAGGAAUAAGUGGUACCCACUUGCCUCCAUCGGCGAUGUCUCCUAACCUAGGAAAGAACUCUCCACCAGCUGUGGCUCCUCGACCCAAGGCUCGACCACAACUUGAGCCCUCCCUAUCCAUCCAGGAAAAGCAGGGACCCCUUCGGGACUUGUUUGGCCCAUGUAGCCCAAACCCAUCCACAACUCCAGCACCCCCAUCCCCACCCCCACUGCCAUUGUCUCUGCCUGAGGAACCCAAGGCCCAUUCAGUGGGGUCUCAUGCCUUGACAGAGCCCAUGGAGGACCUGGGGAUCUCCACCAAGCUCCUUGUGCCCUCGGGUAGUGUGUGCUUCUCGUACGCAAGUGCACCCUGGAAGCUGUUCUUACGAAAGGAGGUGUUCUACCCCCGGGAGAAUUUCAGCCAUCCCUAUUGUCUCAACCUUCUCUGCCAGCAGAUCAUACAGGACACCUUCACCGAGUCCUGCAUCAGAAUCUCCCAGAGUGAGCGGCAGAAAAUGAAGGACCUGUUGGGAGACUUGGAAGUGGGCCUGGACUCCCUCGACUCGACCGAAGACAGCAUCAAAAAGCGCAUUGUGGUGGCUGCCCGAGACAACUGGGCCAAUUACUUCUCACGUAUCUUCCCAGUCUCGGGUGAAAGUGGCAGUGACAUACAGAUGCUGGGUGUGUCUCACCGGGGACUGAGACUGCUGAAGGUGACCCGAGACCCUAGCUUCCACCUGGACCGGCUGAAGACACUCUGCUCCUACAGCUUUGCAGAGGUGCUGGCUGUGGGGUGCAGCAGCAGUUCUACCCUGGAGCUGUCUCUGAAGAAUGAACAGCUGACACUGCACACCGCCCAGGCGAGGGCCAUCAAGGCCAUGGUGGAGCAGUUCCUGAAUGAACUCAAGAAGGACUCUGGCUACGUCAUCGCCCUGCGCAGCUACAUCACUGAUGACCACAGCCUCCUCAGCUUCCACCGUGGGGAUCUCAUUAAGCUACUGCCAGCGGGCAUUCUGGAGCCAGGCUGGCAGUUUGGCUCUGUUGGUGGCCACUCGGGACUCUUUCCUGCUGACGUGGUGCAGCCAGCUGCUGCUCCGGACUUCUCCUUCUCCCUGGGACAGAGAAACAGCUGGCAUCGCAAGAGUAAGACAGGGCCAGCUCACGAGCGCCCCACCCAUCCCAGGAGCCAAGAGCCCAGUGAAGACUCAGAGGCCACGUCCUUCGCGGCCUAUAGCCUUUUCUCUGCGGACUCCCACAACUACACCAUGCAGGAAUUUGCCCUGCGCUACUUCCGGAAGCCUCAGACCUUGCUAGCCCAGGCAGGUAGAGGUGCCAAUGACAAGGCUGAAGUCAGCCUGGUCCAGUACACCAAGGACCCCAUCCAGGAAUCCCUCCUCAGCCUCAGCAAUGAAGACAUCAACAGGAAGGCUGUGGCUGGGUUCAAGGCUCUGAUGCAAUUUAUGGGGGACCAGCCUAAGCCCCGGGGCAAGGAUGAGCUGGAUCUGCUGUACGAGCUGCUGACGCUGUGCAGAGAGGACCUCAGGGAUGAGAUGUACUGCCAGGUCAUCAAGCAAGUCACAGGACACCCCCAGCCAAAUCACUGCGUUCUGGGCUGGAAUGUCCUCAGCCUCUUUACAGGCUUCUUCGCACCGUCCACCACUCUGAUGCCCUAUGUGACCAAAUUCCUGCAGGAUUCCAGCCCUAGCCAAGAGCUGGCCCGGAGCAGCCAGGAGAACCUCCAGCGCACAGUUAAAUAUGGGGGGCGCCACAAGUUACCACCACCCGGUGAAAUGCAAGCUUUUCUGAAAGGGCAAGCAGUUCGUUCACUUCUAAUUCAUCUGCCUGGGGGUGUGGACUACAGGACAAAUGUACAGACAUUCACGGUGGCAGGAGAAGUGCUGGAGGAGCUGUGUGGACAGAUGGGCAUCACAGACUCCCAGGAAGUGCAGGAAUUUGCCCUCUUCCUCAUCAAAGGCGAAGGUGAGCUAGUUCGGCCACUGUCCCCCCAUGAGUACCUCAACAGUGCGGUGACAGACAAGGACAUGAGCCUGCACAGUCGGCGGCUUGGCUGGGAGACACCACUGCACUUCGACCACCCCACCUACACUGAAACCCACUAUGGUCAGGUGCUCCGGGACUACCUGCAAGGGAAGCUGAUGAUCAGUGCCCAGGCAGAUGCUCAACUUGCCCGGCUGGCUGCCCUGCAACACCUCAGGAAAGCCAGCAAAAGUCUCCCGUCAGAGCAAGAGCUGCUGGUAUACAUCCCUAAGCCACUGCAACAGCAGGUGAACAUAGCCAACAUAAGGAGCUUGGUGGGCCAGGAGCUGAGGCAGAUGCAAGGAUACAGUGCACAGAGAGCACAGAUAGACUUUAUUGAGAGCACAACGCAGCUGCCCCUCUUCGGCUACACUGUGUACGUGGUGCUGAGAGUGAGUAAGCUGAGCCUUCCUGGCCCAAUCCUCCUGGGGCUCAACCGGCAGCACCUCGUCCUCAUGGACUCCAGCUCCCAGAGACUCUGCUGCUCCAUCCCCCUGAGAGACCUGCAGCGGCUCCACCUGCUCAGCCCGCUGGAGGACAAUGGGGCCCCCGGCCUGGAACUCAAUUACGGUUCUGCUGACAACCCCCACACCAUCUGGUUGGAGCUGCCACAGGCCCAGGAGUUGAAGCACACCAUUGUCUUCCUGCUGGAGGACAGCAUGUCCUCUACUCAGUGGCCAGGCCUCAGCUGAGGAGAUGAGGCACCAGCGUCUCACUGGGCAGCCUGCCUUGGCUGUUGGGUGGUUCUCUCAUCUCCGCAGCCUGGCUCUGCUCUGAAACUUUCACAGCACAACCCCAAGUGGAGGCCAUAAGGCAGGGGUUGCCACAGUGACAUCAACUGGGAAAGCAGGCAGACGCAUUCCUCUGAGAUGUACUGAACCCAGAGCUGGGGCUGUAGGAACUUGGCUUGGGCAUCUCACGUCCUGCCUGGGGAAAAUGCCCACUCAGCUCUGGGAUGGCACAGGGCCUGAAUGGAGCAGCUUCUGUGCAAAUAAAAUGCCCAAGA